Molecule: messenger RNA, 6271 nt
Organism: Cynoglossus semilaevis (tongue sole)
Lineage: Eukaryota; Metazoa; Chordata; Actinopteri; Pleuronectiformes; Cynoglossidae
Product: dual specificity tyrosine-phosphorylation-regulated kinase 1B-like
Exons: 13
Coding region: 2901-5129 (742 amino acids)
Biological process (GO): peptidyl-threonine phosphorylation; protein autophosphorylation; peptidyl-serine phosphorylation
Molecular function (GO): protein serine/threonine/tyrosine kinase activity; protein serine/threonine kinase activity; ATP binding
Source: RefSeq, a predicted model, not a curated record
AAACUAUUUCCGCGUCAUUCCUGCCUCGCGCCGUUUGAAGAGACAGUGGGAAACCAAAGCCUGUAGCCCCACCCACAGCCCCUGUUGCUAGCCAAUUGCGGCCUCAGUCUGGAUUUGGUGCAGCCAAUUGCGUUGGAGCUGCCACGGCGUCGGGUAGCAACAGAGGCUGUUGAAGGUGCGUGUACCCGAGAGCACAGAGAAGUUGAAAUGUUUUCAAAGACUGAAGGAACAAAAUGAGCUCGUGUGAGAGAACUGUUUAGUAGUAGGAAGGACGUGCAGCUGUCCACUAGUCACAUAGAGGUUAUAUUCAUAAAGACAACGUUUUAAACUCCCAAUUUUACUUGACCUAUUUAAUAAUGGAGAAAUCAAAUUCACAUAGAAUGAUAGUCCGAAUUUCCUUAAUCCGUUCUUGGUGACACCAUUAUACUACUCAUUCAUUUGAGGAUAACAAAAGCGAAGGGUCAGUUUUUUAGGUAAAGCAAGUAAUUUGAACCCCUCAAGGAGUGGGAUUAUUUAUGUUUUAGGGCAUCGUUAAAGGUGAAGUGUAAAGUCAUAUCUGAUUAAACCAACUUAUAAUGGCCUAUGUAUACGUGUAUAUAAAGUCCAGUAUAUAUAUCCUGCCGUUACUAUAAAUGGACAGGACCGGAGAGGUCUGCUUGGAACAGUCUACUACGAUCAGAGGGAAGGAUGUUGUCCCUCUAACUUGCUCUGGAUGUUGACAACAGUGGACGGAAAUCUACUGUUAUCCGAGAAGUUGCGUGUUGUGAAAUAACCUGACGUGUUGUGUCGCUAAUGUUAACUGAUGACCCGCCAGUGUCCGCACAGUGGCUUUUUCACUUGUGUGACGAGGCUGCGCCAGACACAGCAGCGCCGCCUCCCCCUGUCACGUCGACAUGGUACAGUCCGCUAUGGCAGGGUGGGGGAGCUGUGUGGGAGAGCGAGCACAGAUUCCGUUCAACGGAGAAGCGCUGAAAGAGAAACGGGCGAGAAACCUAAGUGUACGUCGCCCCCGGUGAAGGUUUCCACCAUGAAGGAAUAAAAACACACAAAGCUUGUAUUAAAAGCAAAAAGGACGUGAGUUGAGCGGAAAGAGAGCCGAAGUAGGCGGAAGAAGAAGCCCGUCAAGAAGCGACCGGAGGCGUAUGACAGCAAAGCUCAGGAAACUCCGCUGGAUUUGCUCCAUGUAAACUUAAGUUUGACGCGACUUUCAAGUUUUCGGUCCUUGUAGGCACCGUUGCUCGUGGUUUUAAUUCGGUGUCAUUACCUCGGAGGCUGACUCCUUCCUGGAUCGUGUUGCUGUGGUAAACGGUGGUGUUGGGAGUGUGGAAGCAGUUCUAUAUAAAUACAGGCCGUCAGCGACCUGACAUGCCUCACUCCUUAACACGCGGAAACGUCUGGCUCUUAAGGGCCAGGUCCUGGAUCUAAACUUUCUAAUUCUGUUUUUUUGUUACCACCACUCACUCGAUGACAAAAGGAGUGUGGUGAAGUGCAAAAGCGAACUUUAACAUUUCCGUUGGACCAGUGCGUGGAUGUGUGCUCUGAGGAACUUGGUCUGGAACUACAUGUCCGUGUGAAAUCAAUACGUUUGAGUGGACGGCUUUGUUUACACCUGUUUGUUAUCACAUAGACGAUCAGUGCAGUGUACGAGGAUUACUUUGUUUCCUAUUAUUUAAAAGAAGGUAGGUCAAGGGGAUCUGAGUGACCCUGGCGGCUCUGUGGCUCUGUGGAAUAGUGGCAGCCUGGACUCUGUGACAUUGCCAUUGCUGGACAGUGUGUGUCACUGGAUUAAUCUGAGUGUUAGCAUCACUCUUCACCCCUCCAUUCUGUCCAGUGACCAGUCCCCCACCCUUACCGAAAGCGACCAGUAAUUGGAGUUAUUUUUAGCGUAAGGGAUGGGGUAAAAGCGGGCAGCUGGAAACCCAAUUCCCCUCCACCUCUUCUAUUUUACCCCUUCUGUCACACUACCUUCUUCAACCCACCUGACAGCAUGCUGGGUGAACAUGGUUAGGGCAAACUAACUCCUAAUGUGCUUUGCAAGUAGGCUGGAAGAAUAUUAAAAGAUGAACUAAUUCUGCAGAACAAACGGAUCUGUUGGAACCAAACUGAAUUUGGAUUUUUGUGGAAGUUGGAAUACAAACUGUUUUGGUCCAUGGAAAAUGACUCUGCUAGCCAUGUAAACUGUUCUUGAACACUACUUUAAAAAUGGCUGAAGGAAAACUAGCUCCCCAUGUUUGCUUGGUCCUUCCUGGAAUUAAUUGAAUAUAUAAGAAGCAAGAAAACGUUUUUUUCUUUACUCUUAGACAUUUAGGUCAGAAUCCGAAAUAAGAUUAGCCUCUAAUAAACGAUGUGUUAGAGAAGACACCUUUCUUUGACUACCUAAAGCAUUGGUCACCAGCGAUCUGGAGUGGCACAAUCCUCCAGCACACAGAAAGAAUGCAUGAAACUGCCGAAACCAAUAUUAAUGAAAGCUAACCUGACUAACCAAAUAUCCUAUUUACUCCCACUCCCAAUGCCCAUAGAGGAACAGAGUUUAUAUGUAGAUUGAGAGAUUAUAUCUUUAGUUUAACUUCACAAAAGACAGAGAACGCAUCCUUUAUAUUUUUACUUCAGAGAGACAAGCUGCCUGUACACCAGUUGGUUGCCUUAGAAACCACAGUCACAAAAAAAAUUCUUACAAUAGAAAAUAAGCCAGAGAAGACGGUGCCUUUUGAUUGGUUGGUUGGUUUCCCACCAUUUCAAGCUUCGUUGAUUAAGUUGGAUGUAAACUGUUGAAGUGAACUCUGGGAUUGAAAACACGCCUAAUGACAGUUACCUGACCCCGUCACAAGCUCCGCCCACCUGUCAGAGUGUUGUGAGUGACAGUAUUUUCUUCUGGGAUUGAACAAUUGCCAAGCAUUUCCAUGGUGAUCACAUCAUCCUCUUCUGUGGAGGACAAAACUGUGGCCUCCUGCAGGAUGGUCCAGUCGGAACCCUGGAUCUCCUCUGCCCUGCUUCGAAAGAACAAGAGUGUAAGCAGCUCAGGAUGUCCGCCCACCUCCUCCUCCUCCUCCUCCUCCUCCUCCUCCUCCUCCACUGCCCAGGGCUUCUCCCUCGCUGAGCCAGCCAUGACCAGCCAGCACACACAUACACACCCCAACUUCAGCUCCAUCCACUCCAUGGCCGAGCAGCAGCAGGUGCUGUCUGAUAUGACCAUACUCCAGCGGAGGAUCCCCCCUAGUUUCAGAGACCCUGCCAGUGCCCCAUUGAGGAAACUCUCUGUUGACCUCAUCAAAACCUACAAGCCUCCUAAUGAGGUGUACUAUACUAAGAAGAAGCGGCGGGCCCAGCAGGUCCCACCAGAGGACAGCAGCACCAAGAAGGAGAGGAAAGUCUACAACGACGGUUAUGAUGACGACAACUACGACUAUAUUGUGAAAAAUGGAGAGAAGUGGCUGGACCGCUAUGAGAUAGACUCACUGAUUGGGAAGGGCUCUUUUGGACAGGUGGUCAAGGCCUACGACCACCAUGAGCAGGAGUGGGUUGCCAUAAAAAUCAUCAAGAACAAAAAGGCAUUUCUAAACCAGGCACAGAUUGAACUACGUCUGCUGGAGCUCAUGAACAAGCAUGACACUGAAAUGAAAUAUUACAUAGUCCACUUGAAGCGUCACUUUAUGUUUAGAAACCACCUCUGUUUGGUGUUUGAGUUGCUGAGCUACAACCUCUACGAUCUGUUGAGGAACACCAACUUCAGAGGAGUCUCCCUCAACCUCACCAGGAAAUUUGCACAGCAGCUCUGUACAGCGUUAUUAUUCCUGGCCACACCAGAGCUGUCAAUCAUCCACUGCGACCUGAAACCAGAGAACAUCCUGCUGUGUAACCCCAAGAGAUCUGCCAUUAAGAUAGUCGACUUUGGAUCCUCCUGCCAGCUCGGACAGAGGAUCUAUCAGUAUAUCCAGAGCAGGUUUUACCGCUCUCCAGAGGUUCUGUUGGGAAUGCCAUAUGACCUGGCCAUCGACAUGUGGUCACUGGGCUGCAUCUUGGUGGAGAUGCACACAGGAGAGCCACUCUUUAGUGGCUCCAAUGAGGUUGACCAGAUGAAUAAAAUAGUAGAGGUUCUGGGAGUCCCUCCCAGCCACAUGCUAGACGCAGCUCCUAAAGCCAGGAAGUAUUUUGACAAGCUCUCUGACGGCCUGUGGACAGUAAAGAAGAACAAGGACAUCAAGAAGGAGUAUAAGCCCCCAGCUACGCGGCGUCUCCAUGAAAUUCUGGGUGUGGAGACUGGGGGCCCCGGGGGCCGAAGGGCAGGGGAGCCAGGACACGCUCCUUGUGACUACCUGAAGUUUAAAGAUCUUAUCCUUCGCAUGUUGGACUACGACCCUAAAAGCCGUAUCACACCAUUCUACGCCCUGCAGCACAAUUUCUUCAAGAAGACGACAGAUGAGGGAACCAACACCAGUUCAUCGACAUCCACCUCUCCUGCCAUGGACCACUCACAUUCAACCUCCACUACUAGCUCUGUAUCUAGCUCUGGUGGCUCCAGUGGUUCUUCCAAUGACAACCGCAACUACCGCUACAGUAACCGCUACUACAACUCUGCUGUUACACAUUCAGACUAUGAGAUGACCAGCCCUCAGGCUCCCUCCCAGCAGCAGAUGAGGAUGUGGCCGGGCAGUGAUGGUGGAGGUGGGGGUCAGGACCCAGCAUACACCCAGUUGCUGCUCCACAAGCCGGCUGCCACCCAGCAACACCAGCGCCACUUCCUGGACGCGGCCCACCAUCCCCAUCCAACUUACUCCCACCACGGAAACGGCGGGAGAGGCCUGCGGCAGGGCGGGCAGACGGGCAUAGGUGGUGGGGGGGGCCAACAGGGAUCCUCGCCCCAGAUGAGUGACAGCAUGGAUGUGGGCGUGUCCCUAGGGCUGCACCACCUGGGGGCGGUGUCUUCCAUGGAGGCCUCUCAGUUUGGCUCAGCCUCCUUGCCCCUCGCUUUGCCAAUUGGACUGUCUGCCUUCCGGACUCGGACGGCCCCCACAGCCCCAGGGCAACAAGCCCCGACCCCUGAGGACUACUACCCUGCCUCCAACAACAAUAACCCUGCUGCGGGUGGCAGAGGGAGGCCGGACUCAGAUGAGGGGCCGGCCAACUCUUGAUAAAACCUGAACCAUGCCCUAAAGCCAUACAAUUUUAACUACAACUACUACAACUACACACAUACAGCCGGAGUUCAGAGACACAGAGGUGAACUUUGUGCUGCAAAGAGACAGUUUGUACUGCAUGAGAGGAGGAGGAGGAGGAAGGAGGAGGAGAAUGCUGGGAAAACUCUCCUUUUAUCCUGUUUUAGUUUGUUGUCUUUUGUUGCAACUGUAAUUGGAAAGGAAUGAAUCGAAAAAAGUUUGUUUUUAUUAUUAUUAUUAAUAAUAUUAUUAUUGUUGUUUAAUAUUUGAUUUUCUUUUUUCUCUCUCGGGUUUGAGGAGUUGUGUGCUCUACUUGGUUGUUGUUGUUUAAGCCUGGAGAGGAGGAGGAGGUGAAGAGGAAAGAGAGAGAGAGAGGAGCCAUGUUUUUCCAUUUUUACGCCACAUGGUGGCAGUAAAUGGUCAGAGAGCACAUUUCCAUGUUCACACCGGUUAGAUGUUAGUAUAUAUGUAGGUUUUGGAGGAGAGCGGUCUUAGUGCCCACACAUCGUUGUGUGUGUGUGUGUGUGUGUGUGUAUAUAUAUAUAUAUGUAUAUAUAUAUAUAUACAUAUAUAUAUUAAGUGUGCAUUAAGACUCUUUUGAAGAAAAGACAAGACCAACAUACUGUUUCUGUGAUUCAGGACCCUUUUCUCGGUGUUCAGUUUCUUCUUGACGUUUUCCUCCUUCUGUUGCUCCUCCUCGCCGUCUCCUGCUGGUUGUUACAAAGUUAUGGAGAGAGUUGGGGGGGGGGGGGGGGGGGGGGGGUGGAUGGAGGAGAAGGUGACGGGACACUGAUGCUCAUGGGGAUCUCCUCCUCCUUGUCCUCUUUUCCUGUUUUCUCACAUUUGUCCCCGCUCACUUCUUCAUCUCCUCCUCCUCCUCCUGUUGAGUUUCUCCUCCAGACAGCUCCUCCUCUCUGUGCUGCUAAUCACCAUGACAACUGGUCCGGAUUGCUGCUAAAGAUCCAACACAGAUCAAUUAAAGAAAUAAAAAGAAAUAGAAACAGAAAUAAUGAAAAAAAAAACUUUUUAACCCUUCUGCUUAAGAGAAACGGAUAAAGUAAGAACCACUGCAUCUCAAUGUAUUUAUUACUAUUUAACAAGAAAAAACAAACUGAAAG